CAUUCUCAUUUUACAACUCUUGAAUAGUAUUGCGAUUAAUUCUAGUGUCAGGACUGUAAUUUUUUUCCUGUAGUGGGAUUUGUUUAAGUGGCGAUCCUUGUCCCAGUGACGUUCGGCUGAAGAUGAAUAAUUUCACUGGAUUUGCGGAGUCAUGAAGACGGCAUUUUUUGCUGGAGAAGACUCGGGGGUAUGACCAUGAACCAAGUUGAAGAAAACGCAAUUAGUGAACUGCGACUUCCUACAUUUUAUCGAAUCCUUAUUUUCUAAUUUUUCAUAAGUGUUGCUUGACAUAGUAGGACCCAAACAUCUAUGUUUAUUUUUUUGUUGGAUCAGUUCUCUUUAUCAAAUACUUAGAAGUUUUGAGAAACCUGGAGGCUUCGAAAAUUCAAUGAAGGGAAUGACUGUGUUCAAGACUGCAUACUCCCCGUAAUGUUCGGAAGAUUCUGACUGGGAUCAAAUAAACGCAGUAACUAAAGUGCAUAAUGGAACCAGAAACACAGGCUUCCACUGUGGACGUCUUAAGCCUCCUCAGAAAUGCAAUUGACAGAGUUACUAGUGAUGUUGCCCGCGAGUUGUAUACCGAUGAGAGAAUUGGCAGUGAGUGCGGAGUGGUUCCUCUCAGAGAAUACUGUCAUCGUGGCAGCAUCUGGCCUAAUUUUGAGAACUUUGACUCUUCCCUCCUGGACUCGAACCUCCUCACCUUAGAGUUUGACGCCGAUCUUGCAUUUGUGAUUAUUGAGGAAGUGUGCGUCGGAUUAUACAAUAAAUUAAGUGAGGGUUGCGUAGAAGGCCUGCACUUUCUUAAGUUUUUAUCAGGUGACAUCAAAGGUAAACAACCGUCAAAUAAUGAAGACCUGACAAAAUGCAUAGAAGAAUUUCAAAUCAAAAUAAAAGCUAUAUAUAAGGGGGUUAGUCAAGUUGUCGAUAAAGACCUCAACAAGAAUUUGUUAACCAUUGACCAGAUGGCAAAUAAUAUUUUAAACAGGUACAGAUAUAAUCGUAGUCAAUCUGAACCUACCUCUCCUAAACUGGAAAAGGAUGUGCCUGUCUACAUAAGACAAACAAGCUCUCCUCAUCAGGAAUCCAGAGGCAAGAAAUUGUGGAAAAGGAACUCAAAAUUAACCGUGAGCAUCAUUCAAGAAAAGCCAUCGAACCAAGUUUCUGAAGGAAAAGAGCGAGAAGAAAAGAAUCUUGACCUGCACAAACAGGAGAAAAAAACCAAAGGAGUAGCCAAGAUAGAUAAAGAGGCCAAAACAAACAAAAGUAGCAAUCUCACGCAGGGAAAGAAAUUCCCGGAGAGGGUAUUGCAAGGUUUUAAUGAACUUGAAGAAUAUUACCUUCGAAUUCGUAAUUUUAAUGCUUGCUCGUGGUACAAAUUCCCCUCAAAAGAUCCACACACAAGUCAUGCCCACAUACCCCUAGAAGAAAUAUUUACAAAUGUGCGCAUUCGUAAUGGCAGCCGUGAGGUAGAAAUGAGAGAAAUAUUUUCUCAGGCAAAUGAGGACGUCAAUAAAGACGCAUCACCGCAACUUGUUCUCAUCCAAGGCUUAGCAGGUUCCGGAAAGACAUCACUGUGUUAUCAUUUCGUUUUUGAGUGGCUGAGGAGCCGUAGUGAGGUCAAUGAUUUUUCCGAGUUUGACUUUGUGGUUCUCAUCGAGGCGUGCAGGGUGAGAUCGAGCCGCCUCCGGGAAUUCUUGAGAGAUGAACUGUUGUUCCACUCCACAUCGAACAUGGAAAGCGAAGAUAUCAUCCCAUGGCUGAAGACCCUCAAUAUAUUGUUCAUUUUUGAUGGUUACUAUGAGACUGAAAAUGUUUCUUAUGAUAUUAUUGAAGAUGUUCUGGCUAAGUUCAGUAACCAGCAGGUCAUCAUCACUACUCGGCCUGAGGUCCAUCAUGAUUUUGUUUGUAUGGCCAGGAGGCAUCUCACUGACUACUGCUCUCUUGAAUUAUGUGGUUUCGAUGUACCAAGAUUAGAGGAUUUCACUAACAAAGUAUUCAGGAUAAUUGACAGAGGCGGGACACCAUGUAAGACUCAGAGUGAGGCAUUCCUUUCCUAUAUCAAUGGUCGUGGGCGAGUUCUUGACAAACACUUGAAACUACCUCUUACUAUCUUACUCCUUAUUUUCUUAUGGAAGAACGAACCUGAUAUUUUCAAUAAAGACACAUCAGCAACUCAGCUGUACGAAGAACUGUAUAUACUUUAUUUCAAUAUACUUGAAGAGCGUACAAGUAAAUAUUUUCAAGGCAUAAGUCAGAUCUCCCAUAUAUUGGGAGAUCUUUUGCUCUUCAUUGGAAAAAUGGCUUGGGAUAUGGUCAAAUCUGGAACCACUGUAAUAUCAGACACCGUGAUGAAAUCCAUCAGAGAGGAGUGUGAGGGAAGAGGCAUCAGAGUGCGAGAACUGAUGUCAGCCUUGCACUUGUACCAAAUUGAUAACAACUCCUCCAUUUGCAAGCUACCUGUGGCUUUCCAGCACUCUACUCAGAUGUACUACCUUGCUGCUACAUUCUUAGUUGAUCGCCUUCAGAGACGCAUCUUAGAACUGCAGAACAUCGAAGCCUGUCCAGACGUUGAACACGUCCUCAUGUUUGUCAUGGGGCACUUGGCUUCUCAAAAUGCUUUGACAAAUGCUCUCGUGACGGAAGUUUUUCAAAUAGUUGAUAAACUAAGUAUUGACUCAACAAAAUAUGAUUUUUGGUGGAGUUUUCUCUCCGAAAGCAAGUUCCACUCACAGGUUGCUCAUCGCAUUGCCAAAGAAAAGCUUCCUCUUAAGCUCUGGCAUUUGAAUGAGGCGAAUGUAGUUCGAGGUCUGAAGUUGUUAGCUAUGACUCCUUUCAAGCUAUGGAGUCUCAUCGUAGAUAUUCCAGAUAAUAAAGAACCAUUUGACAUUCCCGAAUUCCUGGAAUCUUUCAUAGAAGCUGGGAAGCAAAUCAAUAAACGCCAGAAGAGGAUUGUCAAAAUUGAUCUUCACCUCCGGCAUCACGAGAAAAGUAGUAACAAAUAUUCUGACGACUUCUUAAGAGCUCUUCACCCGUGGGCUGACCUUCUGGGUUUCACAGGCCAUCUUGGACAUCAGCAGCCUGGCGAGGAAGUUUUUGCUUCGUAUUUCAACUUGAGCACCAUCCACGUAAAGGUGUCAACGAUGGACAGCUUCAGCUCCCUCGCUGCAAGCCUGAAAAAGAUCCACAAAGCUGUAAAGACGUUGCAUGUAACGAUAGCGCUGCCCAAAUCAAGUCCUCCCGAAUUAAUGACAGCCCUAAAAACGUCAGGCAAUUUGGAAAUCUCUGUAGGAGAGAUGGAAGAUCAGCACAGAGAAUGGCUGGUAGAAGUAAUCAACAGAGUUUGUGGAAGGAAUGGUUGUUGGAGGCUAAAUCUGCUGCGAUCUCGCCUGACAUACGAUACGGUCGAAUGGUUGGUGACCCAGCUGAAGGGCAGAGUGCACGACAAAUUGAACGUAGAAACGAAGGAAUGAAGUCAGUUCAGCGUCUGAAGCGAAAGCAGUCUGUAUCGUGGUUUAUUGUGGUAGAUUAUUUACAGCUCUUCUGUUGUGCAGGAUUACCGCCCUUUGUUUCAUGAAUUUGAUUUGACCGAUGGUGUUCCUCACCCAGCUCUCUUGAAAGACAGUUUUGAUUAAUGUAUUACCUACUACAUGAAGUUAACGUAUUACAUGAAGUAUUUUUUCCCCUUGCCGGGGAUACAGGAACUAACCGAAAUGUUUAAGCAGAUACUGCACUGACAGUAUAAUUGUACCAUAACACCAGUAAAGAAUAAUUUCAUUGU
This is a messenger RNA of Macrobrachium nipponense, 3778 nucleotides long. RefSeq lists its product as uncharacterized. NCBI's taxonomy places the organism in Eukaryota, Metazoa, Arthropoda, Malacostraca, Decapoda, Palaemonidae. The transcript is spliced from 2 exons. The coding region runs from base 483 to 3470 and encodes 995 amino acids. The record is from RefSeq and is a predicted model, not a curated record.